AUGGCGUACUCGUCACGCCCAACCUCAAUGCUGCCCGGUGGUGGGCUUCGUCAGCCGGCCUCCCAACCCUCGUCCGCACUGUCGACGCGCAUCGCCGCAAAGAAGGCCGAACUCGAAAACCUCCGACAGCUACGGGAUUUGAGUGGAACAUUGGCCAUGCAAAUGCAGGCGCUAGAGAGCAAGAUUGCCACGUUGAAGGAUGGUACGGAAGCGGUUGCAUGCGUGCUUGCCAAUUGGGACAAUGUGCUUCGUGCCAUCAGUCUGGCCUCCACCAAAGCCAGUGGACUUCACGAUACUGGACCCGACGAGACGGAGGACCCCGCGCGCGAAACUCGCUUGCCAGCCACAUUGGUUCGCAUCCCGGCCGAGCCACGGGAAAAGACUGGCGAGUGA
Molecule: messenger RNA, 393 nt
Organism: Penicillium cataractarum
Lineage: Eukaryota; Fungi; Ascomycota; Eurotiomycetes; Eurotiales; Aspergillaceae
Product: DASH complex subunit DAD2
Exons: 3
Coding region: 1-393 (130 amino acids)
Biological process (GO): attachment of spindle microtubules to kinetochore; mitotic cell cycle
Cellular component (GO): mitotic spindle pole body; mitotic spindle midzone; DASH complex
Source: RefSeq, a predicted model, not a curated record